AUGGCGAUGGCAAAAUUCGGAGGUUUCACUGCUGCAGAGCCGCAACACAGAGCCGCGUCUCACGUCAUGUUGUUCUUCUUUGUUGUGGUUGAACUUUUGAAGGCACAAAAAAGUCGCACCAAGGAGCCGCACCAAGACCAAAGGGCGCCGUAUUUCCCCCAAGGAUACUCAGCAGUGCCAAUGAGACGGCGGGGGGGAACUUGCCUGCAUUCUGUUGGCUGGGAGUUUCCAGCACAUCAGAUCGCCUCCCUGGAUGCGAUGUCAGAGCUGAAUACGAUGUCCUUUCCAAUCGGUUGUACCCACUGGAAUCUCAUUAUUGAACAACAUUUCGACAGCUUUAAGGAGACACGCGACUCAGACAGCCCUCCCUCGAUUUACGCAGGAAAUCUGAGGGAAAUCUGA
Molecule: messenger RNA, 402 nt
Organism: Blastomyces dermatitidis ER-3
Lineage: Eukaryota; Fungi; Ascomycota; Eurotiomycetes; Onygenales; Ajellomycetaceae
Exons: 2
Coding region: 1-402 (133 amino acids)
Source: RefSeq, a predicted model, not a curated record